Colletotrichum graminicola M1.001 is the source of this 1617-nucleotide messenger RNA. RefSeq names its product subtilase. The transcript is spliced from 2 exons. The coding region runs from base 1 to 1617 and encodes 538 amino acids. The record is from RefSeq and is a predicted model, not a curated record. Gene Ontology annotation, biological process: proteolysis. Gene Ontology annotation, molecular function: serine-type endopeptidase activity. Lineage: Eukaryota; Fungi; Ascomycota; Sordariomycetes; Glomerellales; Glomerellaceae.
AUGCUCGCCGUCGCCGAGGACCCAACGCAGAAGGCUGACUUUGAGACGUUUCUCGCCCCUUUUGCCCAGCCCGGCACAAUGAAAGACCUAUCUAAAGAAUUUGACUCCCCUGAGGAUCUCGGAAUCUAUGUUCUUCUCACGACCGAGGACAAUGCUGCCAUCAUCCGUAAGGAUCCACGGGUGCUUUCGAUCGAUCUGGACGUGGAUUCGGGUUUCGACGAACCAAGUACAGCCGCACCAGAUCAAUCAGAACAAAUCACGCUCGACACUUUCGACGGCUUUGUCAUCCAGACCCCCAGCCAGGAUGCCCUGGGUGACCUAUCCUUGCCCCUACCGGUCAACGUCCAAGGUUUCACGCCCAGCAAUGUCCCGGGAUACGCAUACCAGCAAGAGGCCGGCAAAGGGGUGACGGUCUAUGUGUUGGACACGGGUGCCAACCCGGCCCAUGAUGACUUUGCAAAAGCAGAGGGAAACAAACGAUGGUUGUUUGCCAGCGAAGACACGGCCGAGGACGACAAGAACGGUCAUGGCUCCUGCGUCCAAUCGCUCGUAAAUGGGCCCCUUUUUGGCGUUGCUAAGGCAGCCGACAUUGUUAUUGUCAAGCUUGGCGCCCGGUUCACGCUAGACAAUAUCCUCUUCGGUUUGCUUCUGGUAUAUCAGGACGUCAUAAAGAACAAGCUGCAAGGAAAAGCAGUCGUCAACAUGUCGCUCGGGAGCCAACUGCUCGUGCCGAGCACCAAUAACCAGGGCAAGAAUCCCGGUUUCAUACUGCCGCAGGCGAUCGCCGGCUACAACAGCACUAUCCAACUCCUCAUCGAUGAGGACGUCGUGGUGGUCGCGGCGUCUGGCAACAGUAGAGAUGAGCCCGGCGGUAGUGAAUUCGUCACCGCCUUUCCGGCUUUCCUCGGCCGGCAAUUAAACAUGAUCGCCGUCGGUGCUGUCACUGCCGAAGGUAAGCGCGAGGACUACUCCCAAGGUGUGCCUCGGGAGCUCGACACCUCGGCUGUCGGCACCACCGUGUGCGCAAGCAACCUUGGAAACGCGGAUGUCGAAAAGACGGGCACAUCAAUGUCGGCUCCGUUGGUCAGCGGCAUGAUUGCCGUGUGGCUCAGCUCGGCCCAGUACCGCGCGCGGCUCCAGGUCCCCGGUCAGGUCGCCGCCAACGUCAAGCAGCUCGUCCGGGAGCUGUCGUACAACCGCUUCGGCGGAGGCGACACCCCGGUCGCUUGGAACGGCGUUGACGUCUUCACGUGUAACUCCGGUAUCUCCGGCUCCGCCAAGCUCCGGGCUCGGGCGGGACAGUGCGUCAUCAACUCAACGUCGACUGCGCUUCCGACCGCGUCCCCGCCCCCCCAGCCUCCCUCAGCCACCGUACCCGUAGUCGUUUCCACCAUGACGCCGCCGCCACCGGCGCAAACCCCCCUCCCUUGCUACAACUUCAACGUCGACGCCUAUGGUUACUGCUGCGCCACUGCCGAUAGCCCUUGCGGGGACGGUGUCGGGACGUGCUGGUUGCCCUUCACGGGAGUCGGUGUGGGGGGCGGCGGUGAUGGCAUCAAUCUCUUGCCGACGGGGGCAAGAUGCCCACCUCCUCCGGGUGCAAAAGAUGACUUUUAG